ACCCUCCUCUAACUGAACACCAACGCGUUGCGACUCCAUUUUAUAUUCUAUUAUUUUACAACGAGAAAGUUAUAUUUGAAACAACAAAUAAAACGUAUUAUGAACAUUUGCCGUAAAUAAAUGAAGUGAUCCGAUAAACUACGUAAUUAAAUGUAAACGGACAUAUCGUGUCGGACUGUGUUACGUAAUAUUUUCGCCGUGUUAAAGAUUGUGUAAGAUCUAAGAGGGGGUGUUCGGCCGGCAUGCGGCGUCGCUGAUGCUCUGCGGCGCAAUCCUGAGCGCCGCGCCGGUGUCCCUGCGCGGGCUGGCGCCUCCGCUGCCCGCCGCGCGCCCGCCGCUCCUAGCUCUCGUCAUGCACCACAUGCAUCGCGUCGACGAUGAAUCCAGCUUCAUAGAGAAUGGUCUACUCUCAUACGAGAACCCCAACUACCACUUGGACCCGUCCCGCCUCGAGUCAGCGAUAUACACAGAUCUAUACGACAUGCAUGACGAGAAGAACACGCCAGACGACUACGACAGCUACCUUGACAACAGGAGAGUCGAAGACGAAGCCUCAUCACCAGUAAACAAAACAAGUGAAAAAAGCGGCUUCAUCACGCCGUCCCAACAGAAUGGUGGAGAAGAAUCGCCCCCACCAGAGAAGGAGAGGGCGGAUCAAGAAGACACAGAGAAGAGCCACGCGGGGCCCGUGCCGCACUCCGCCGAGGGGCCCAACGAUGACCUCUACGCGAUACCAGUUAAAUUGAGGCCGAAGAAGGAACCGCAGCUGCCUCCUGGAUGGGAGAAGCAUGAAGAUUCCGACGGACCCUACUACUGGCAUAUAAAGAGCGGCACAAUCCAAAGGGAGAUUCCCAAAAUGCCACCAGUCGAAGCCAAGGAGUCUCGUAUCUCCAUGGUGCGUGACUGCUCUAACCUUUCUGAGGUGGGCAAAUACGAGGGUGUGAUGACUGGAUCUGUCACUAGGAGUACCACGAGCGGAGCUCUGGACCACGUGGACCAUGAAGCAGAGAGGAAACGGAAAGAGGAGAUGUCGUACAAACGCCGCAGCUUCCCAGCCCGUCCGGAGCCCGACAAUGGUCGCGCCGUGCGGUUCUUCGUACGCUCGCUCGGGUGGGUGGAAAUCUCCGAGUCAGACCUCACGCCCGAGCGCUCCAGCAGGGCUGUUAACAAGUGCAUCGUGGACCUCAGCCUGGGCCGCAACGACCUGCUCGAUCAGGUCGGACGCUGGGGUGAUGGCAAGGAUCUGUUCAUGGACCUCGACGACGGCGCCCUCAAGCUGAUAGACCCUGAGAGCCUGAACACCUUACACACGCAGCCGAUCCACACCAUUCGCGUCUGGGGCGUCGGCAGAGACAACGGACGUGAAAGGGACUUCGCGUACGUGGCCCGCGACCGCGCCACCCGCAAGCACAUGUGCCACGUGUUCCGCUGCGAGGCGCCGGCGCGUACCAUCGCCAACGCGUUGCGCGACAUCUGCAAGCGCAUCAUGAUCGAGCGCUCGCUGCAGCCGCCGCCGCGCCCCACCGACCUGCCCGCAGCACGCCGCCCGAGACCUUUGUCUGGGUGCGCGUUCCCCACUCCGAUGGAGGAGCCGCGUAAGACGGUGCGCGCCCUGUACCUGGGCAGCGCGGAGGUGCCGCGCGCCACCGGCAUGCGCGUGCUCAACGACGCGCUGGAGCGGCUCGCGGCCGCGCGCCCGCCCUCCGCCUGGCGCGCCGUCAACGUCGCCGUCGCGCCCUCCAUGAUCACCGUCACCGAGGAGGGGGAGUCGAGCCCGGUGGUGGAGUGCCGCGUGCGGUACCUGUCGUUCCUGGGCAUCGGUCGCGACGUGCGGCGCUGCGCGUUCAUCGUGCACACCGCGCAGGAGCUGUUCGUGGCGCACGCGUUCCACGCCGAGCCCUCCGCCGGCGCGCUCUGCAAGACUAUCGAGGCCGCUUGCAAGCUGCGCUACCAGAAGUGUCUGGACGCGCACGGCGGCGCGGCGGCGCUGUGCGCGGGCGGCGCGGGGGGCGCGGGCGGCGCGGGGGGCGCGGGGGGCGAGGCGGCGCGCGCGUCGCUCGGGCAGGCGCUCAAGUCGCUCGUGGGCUCGCUCACCGGCCGCCGCUCCUCCUGAACCAUGGAUCAGUCGCCGCUGAAUACUGACAACCCUCCACCGGCGCUACCCGACGGCGAUGAUUCUGAGCGCCCGAGCGCCGCGCCCGCUGGCCAGCCGUGACGUGCGCCGCCCAGCUUCUCAUUCGGACCCGACGCGGCUUACGGCUCUCUUGUCUGUCUAGGAAAAUUCUUUUAGGUCACUAAACCUAAGCGUAAAUGACAUUUUGCUUCGAGUUACAAUUAUUUCAUCAUUUUUGUGCUGGUAUCAUUGAGUCAAUCGGAUUUUUUGAUGGUUUUCACUGGUUUUACGAAGCAUUGACUGCAUCUACAUACAUAUCUGUUAGUUGUGCUCACGUUAGAAGUUCAUAGCAAAUGUAACCGUUUUCGAUGUCUGACACAAGGGGUUGUCAUGUUUCUGAUUGUUUUUGUACUCUGAUAUAGAUGGCGCUUUUGACAAAAUAGAAAUGUACCAAAAAUGGUUUAUAAAAAUAUAGAUUUUGAAGGUGUUUCCCCUGUGUCAGAUGUUCUCAACCACUUAGGACGGAAUGCUAGUCACACAAUAAUGCUAGACUGCUUUGAGCUUACCGUGGAAAAUAUAUACAAACCUAAAAUAUAAGUCAUAUACGAACUGAAAUGUCAUUAAGAAAUAUAACAUAGCUAUUUUUUUCUAUGUAGGUAUUUUGUUGAUCUCUUUGUGUCCAUUUUAAGGACCAGUUUUAAUAUCUUGCCCGGUAACUGGAUUGCGAAAUAUAACAAUCUGAUUUGCGUCUAAUGUCUGUCGUAGAUACCUUAGAUAUGGGCAAUGGGUCCUAGUCCUUUUAUCCAAUAUUUACAUAAAAUUUUAUUUUCGACUGAUUUCAAUUCCGCUUGUAAAAAGCUUUCGACAGUAGUAACUCAUAGUUACCAGAAUAAAUGUUAAAUCGUGCGUUUUCCGUCUAUUUGUGCUUCAAACAGACAGAAAAUGGCGGAUGAUUAGUGAAAAUUAGUAUUUAACGUCCUCUAGAUUAACGCGUUUCAUUUAACACGUAGGAUAAUCUUGUUUGACGCAGUAACUGGCCGUCACCUGGUCUCUUGAUGGUUACCAUUUAAAUUACUAGUCCAUAGUCUUAGGUAUGUUAAGCUUGUGUAAAUGUUCGCGUAACGUGGCGUGUGACGUCACACGGCACGUUAUUGGUGUUAGUCGUAAGUUUCUUUUGUGUAAAAUUUGUUAUGUAACUUAGUACUUAUGGUAUCUUGUAAAUAAUUGUAUAACAGUAAUAUAAUAUGCGAUUGAAUAGGACCAUUCCAGUAGUGGGAAAGAUGUGGCGGCGUGGAGUGGAGCACGGUAUGAUUCUAGGUAAGAUAUCGGUACUCGAACAUCGCGUUCUUCGUGUAGAAAAUAGGACCCUAUGUAUAGAAGAGUUUAUUUUUGCUUAAGCUUUAAGAUAGAGUUUCAAUUGCAAAAGAUGAAUAUUUUUUGUAUGUCACCGCAUUGAGUAUUAUGAUGUGUAUUUAUAGCUUUUUAAGCGGAGAUCUUUAUAAAAUUAUAUGCAUGUGUGCGUUGGUGUGGAUAUGAUUUAUGAAAUCACAUUUUUGGAAUUUUUCGUAUUGUUUGUCAAAAUGUAAUCAUAAGACACGCCUCCAGCAAACUUCAUAACUGUAAUGUAAGGAACACGUUGAGCUUUCACUAAUUAUAUAUUUUAAUACAUAAAAUAUAUUAAAUACAAAUUCCUUUUUGUGUAUAGAUAUAUGUCCGUAAAGUCGCUAUUAAGGGCUAGCGCGCACUGUCAGUCCGGAAUUACCGCGCAAUUCUGCGUUUAAUUCGCAGUACUGCGGUUAAAAAAACGCGACUUUUCUGGAAGGGCGUGCUGGCUCUAAAAUGGCCCAUUGCUUUCAAGAGCUCUUGGCAGCGUCAUCUGUCAUCUAAAAGCUUAUUUUCCUCGAAAACAAAUGAUAUAGUUAUAAUAUAGAAUUAGGGACCUUUAUAAGAUUCGGAAAUAAUCCUGGUUAUAAACAAGGUUUAGUUACCAGUCGCAAGUUUUAUGCUUGGUCGACUGAGAAGACAUCGCGCUUGCAUCUAGGUAAAGUUCAAAGGAAUAAUCGAUAUAAUAUUGUACUGUUAAUGUGUUUUUGUGUCUGUAACACUCGAAAAAUAUAAGUAAAAUAAUAUUAACUGGGAGAGGCCUUUUGGUGGUUCAUGUAAGUCAAUAUCUGAUUUGACAUCUGUCAAUAUCAAAUUGACAGUUUACAAUAACGUUGUUCGACACCUCAACUCUUGAAGGUCACUCCCAUCUCCCUCUAGGUAAGGCUAUCAAGUUAGAACUCACAAAAAUAGCUUUGAAAUAUAUUUUAAGUGUUAGAAUCAGUGUCGCUUCACACUUAUAAAACGAAUACACUGAGCUGUUCUGUAAUACGUAAUCAUAGUGUCACUUUAAUGCUAAGUAAAAGUCAUUAUUUAUACAAAUUGAUAUUGGGGCGGGCGCGAGCGUGCCGCGGCGUUCGGAACGCGGCGGUCGAGACGCUCGUGCGCGCGACCUCGUUAGACGCGACAUGUGAAGCUUCGACUGCCUGCGAGUGAAGUAAUGUCAAUAUUUUCUAUAAAAUAUAAACGUUUACUAUGUAGUUUAGAUAGCUUGAGAAUUCCUGUUUUCUAGCUCACUGUUGAAAUAAAUACAAUGGGAUAAAUAAUGUUAUAUGAAGUCAUCGCUUUAACAGCUUAAAAGCCUUCAAACUGUGGCUUUUAAUGAAUAUACUUUUGUGAAAUUAAUAAAAAAAUAUUCAUAAA
Messenger RNA from Manduca sexta (tobacco hornworm), 4858 nucleotides. RefSeq names its product protein Fe65 homolog. Gene Ontology annotation, cellular component: cytoplasm; nucleus. The transcript has 14 exons. Bases 257 to 2113 code for a protein of 618 amino acids. NCBI's taxonomy places the organism in Eukaryota, Metazoa, Arthropoda, Insecta, Lepidoptera, Sphingidae. Gene Ontology annotation, biological process: regulation of DNA-templated transcription. The record is from RefSeq and is a predicted model, not a curated record. Gene Ontology annotation, molecular function: amyloid-beta binding; transcription factor binding.